AGUUUCUUUCAUGUCCAGAUUAGCUUCUCCAUUAUUUUUUCUUUUCAAACUUCAACCUCCCUCAUCUUUCUCAUAACAAGCUUCUCGCCAGCCAACUGCAGCGAACCAAUAACGAGCAAGAUCAGGAUUCGAUCUUUAGUUGCGCACUGCGCCCAAUGCGGAGAAUGAUAGAGCGCCAUAAUAGUAAAAGUGUUCCAUCGUUUAGUCUUUUACUUCAAAUUAGCGGAUGGAACCUCACGAGAAUAAAUCUAAUGAAACCAGCUCAUCAUCGAACGGGGACAUGAGGAGUUAUUCUAACUGGAUGGAAAAAUUACCAAACGAAAAACAAUUAUGCCCCCUAAAUAAAAUUACUGUACCCGGCUCUCACGACUCUGGUGCAUUUUGGCUUGACGAGGACAUGGGACUCGCACCGGACCGACCUAAAUUUGUUGCAAAUAUUAGUCAAAAACUUGGAUUACUUGAUAGCACUAUUAAAUCUUAUGUGAAGAAAUGGGCCAUGACUCAAAGUUUGAAUAUAGCCGAACAACUUUCAGCUGGUGUACGGUAUUUCGACUUCAGAAUUGCAUAUAGAAAGGAGAGUGAUGAAUUCCGGGUUGUUCAUAGCCUUUAUGGCAGUGAAGUUGAAGGAAUUCUUGAGGAAAUCAAAGUAUUUUUACGUGAAAAUUCUAAGGAAGUAGUACUUUUAGAUUUUAAUCAUCUGUAUGAUAUGGAAGUUGAAGAGCACCUGCGAUUGGGCAGUUUAAUUAACCAAUGCUUUGGACAAAUGUUGCAUUCCCCCAGAAAAGAUUUGUCUAUUGCAAGUCUUCAAGAGCUUUGGUUGGCUGGGGAACAGGUUAUUGUGUUUUAUCACAAUAAAGAUGUCAUUGAAAUGUUUCCAUCAUUUUUUGGAAAUGCUUCAAUAUCUUCAGACUGGCCUAAUACUGACGACUUGAACAAAUUAACUCAUCAUGUGUCUUCACAAGGACUUGCAAGCAAAGCUGCUAAUCUAUUUCAUGUUACACAGGCUAUUGCUACACCACAACCAUCAACAAUUUUUAGAAAUCUAUGGGGUUCGUUAAAGAGCUCCCUUUCAUGUAAAACAAAUGAAAAUGUUAAUUCAUUGCUCGAGUCAAAUCAUAACAAUUAUUCAUUUAAUGUCAUAUUAGUUGAUCAUGUUGCUUUUGAUGACCUUAUGUCUAAUAUUAUUAGUUAUAACUACAUAUAUUGAUUUUGUUUUAAAAUAUUUUAUGUAAUUUACAUUCAUCAGUCGUUGAUAGUCCAGCCUGCUUAUUUAAUUCUGCUAUGUAAAUUUCACAACAUUACCAUCUAUCUGCAGUAAACACAUUGAAUUUGUAGAGCUAA
Messenger RNA from Xenia sp. Carnegie-2017, 1341 nucleotides. RefSeq names its product PI-PLC X domain-containing protein 3-like. Lineage: Eukaryota; Metazoa; Cnidaria; Anthozoa; Malacalcyonacea; Xeniidae. Gene Ontology annotation, biological process: lipid metabolic process. Gene Ontology annotation, molecular function: phosphoric diester hydrolase activity. The record is from RefSeq and is a predicted model, not a curated record. The transcript has a single exon. The coding region runs from base 227 to 1207 and encodes 326 amino acids.